AUGCUUUCUAGCCUGCUUCCAACCCCCACCUCGGCUCAGUGUUGGGCGGCCCUUCUACAUGAUCCUAUGACUCUUGAUAUGGACGCAGUCCUGUCAGACUUUGUUCGGUCCACAGGGGCAGAACCUGGUCUGGCCAGAGACCUGCUAGAAGGCAAGAACUGGGACCUGACGGCCGCUCUGAGUGACUAUGAGCAGCUCCGACAAGUGCACACAGCCAACCUGCCACCUGUGUUCAACGAGGGCAGGUGUCCCAAGCAGCCCGAGCGAGAGCCGCCACCUCCUGGGCACACGGCCGAGCGACCCUGCCUGCCUAGGCAGGAGGACAUUGCCCAAGAGAAGCGGCUCUCGCGAGGGAUUUCCCACGCCAGCUCAGCCAUUGUGUCCCUGGCACGGUCCCACGUGGCGAGUGAGUGCAGCAGCGAGCAGUUCCCACUGGAGAUGCCCAUCUACACGUUCCAGCUGCCAGACCUGAGCGUGUACAGUGAAGACUUUCGGAGCUUCGUGGAGCGGGACUUGAUUGAGCAGGCGACCAUGGUGGCUCUAGAGCAGGCGGGGCGCCUGAACUGGUGGUCCACCGUGUGCACGAGCUGUAAACGGCUUCUUCCUUUGGCCACAACAGGGGACGGCAACUGCCUUUUACACGCUGCCUCACUGGGAAUGUGGGGGUUUCACGACCGGGACCUGGUCUUGAGGAAAGCACUCUACACCAUGAUGAGGACAGGGGCAGAGCGGGAGGCCCUGAAGCGAAGGUGGAGGUGGCAGCAGACGCAGCAGAACAAGGAGUCAGGGCUGGUGUACACAGAGGAGGAGUGGGAGCGGGAGUGGACAGAGCUGCUGAAGCUGGCCUCCAGCGAGCCGCGCACACACUUCAGCAAGAAUGGUGGCACGGGUGGCGGUGUGGACAACGCCGAGGACCCUGUGUACGAGAGUCUGGAGGAGUUCCACGUCUUUGUCCUCGCCCACAUAUUAAGGAGACCCAUUGUCGUUGUAGCAGAUACGAUGCUAAGGGACUCAGGUGGAGAAGCGUUUGCUCCCAUCCCGUUCGGAGGGAUUUACCUGCCUUUGGAGGUGCCUCCCAACAGAUGCCACUGCUCACCUCUGGUUCUGGCCUACGACCAAGCGCAUUUUUCUGCCCUUGUGUCCAUGGAGCAGAGAGACCAGCAGAGAGAACAAGCCGUAAUCCCCCUGACGGAUUCGGAGCACAAGCUGCUGCCUCUGCACUUUGCUGUGGACCCCGGCAAGGACUGGGAAUGGGGGAAAGACGACAACGAUAACGCCAGGCUGGCACACCUGAUCCUGUCGCUGGAAGCCAAGCUAAACCUUCUGCAUAGCUAUAUGAAUGUGACGUGGAUCCGGAUCCCCUCGGAGACCCGGGCCCCUCUAGCACAGCCGGAGUCCCCAACCGCCUCGGCGGGGGAGGACGUGCAGUCCUUGGCCGAUUCACUCGAUUCAGACCGCGACUCGGUGUGCAGCAACUCCAACAGCAACAACGGCAAGAACGGCAAGGACAAGGAGAAGGAGAAACAGCGCAAGGACAAGGACAAGACACGAGCGGACUCUGUGGCCAACAAGCUAGGCAGCUUCAGCAAGACGCUGGGUAUCAAGCUGAAGAAAAACAUGGGCGGCCUGGGUGGCCUGGUGCACGGCAAGAUGAGCCGCGCCAACUCCGCCAAUGGCAAGCACGGAGACGCGCCCGAGCGCGGCAAGGAGAAGAAGGCCAAGUCGCGCAAGGGCAGCAAGGAGGAGUCCGGCGCCUCGGCUAGCACGUCUCCCUCGGAGAAGACCACGCCGUCGCCCACGGACAGGGCGGCCGGAGCGUCGCCGGCUGACAAGGGAAGUGGACCCCGCGGUGACGCCUGGAAGUACAGCACGGACGUGAAGCUGAGCCUCAACAUCCUACGCGCCGCCAUGCAGGGCGAGCGCAAGUUCAUCUUCGCCGGCCUGCUGCUCACCAGCCACCGCCACCAGUUUCACGAGGAGAUGAUCGGCUACUACCUGACCAGCGCGCAGGAGCGCUUCAGCGCCGAGCAGGAGCAGCGGCGCCGCGACGCCGCCGCCGCAGCCGCCUCCGUGGCCAAGCGACCGCCGCGCAGGCCGGAGGCGGAGGGCACGCCGGGCCCCGAGCGCGCAUCACCCGGCCCGCCGGCCGGGCCGCCCACGCAGUUGGUGCUCAAGCUCAAGGAGCGCCCGAGCCCCGGGCCGGCGGCAGGCACACGGGCGGCGCGGGCAGCAGCAGGCGGCGCGGCCUCUCCGGGCCCCGGAGGCGGGGGCGCGCGGCGCGUGGGCGCCAGCGGACCGGUUCCCGGCCGCAGUCCGCCUGCGCCGCCUGCGCGCCAGAGUGUUAUCCACGUGCAGACGGCGGGCGCGCGGGACGAGGCAUGCGCCCCAGCCGUGGGCGCGCUGCGGCCUUGCGCCACGUACCCGCAGCAGAACCGCUCGCUGUCGUCGCAGAGCUACAGCCCGGCGCGCGCCGCCGCCCUACGCACCGUCAACACGGUGGAGUCGCUGGCGCGCGCCGUCCCAGGGGCGCUGCCCGGCACGGCGGGGGCGGUGAGCGCGACCGAGCACAAGUCGCAGACCUACACCAACGGCUUCGGCGCGGCGCGCGAAGGCCUGGAGUUCGCCGACGCCGACGCACCGGCCGCGCGCUCGAACGGUGAGUGCGGCCGCGGCGGCCCGGGCGCGGGGCCAGCACAGCGACGCUGCCAGCGCGAGAACUGCGCGUUCUAUGGUCGCGCCGAGACCGAGCACUUCUGUUCGUGCUGCUACCGCGAGGAGCUGCGGCGGCGGCGCGAGGCGCGCGCGGCCCGGCCCUGAGCGCGCGCCCGCGGCCCCGCCGCCCAGGAUGGCUUCUCCACGCUGUCGGUGUCUCUUUCCGAGCCCUGGUCCACCGGAAGGCCGGAGAUCCUCUGUCCGUGCUGUGUACGUGUUUGGUCAAACGUUCCUAAUGGUGCCUGAACCUACACUGACGCCACUCAGGUAGUAGACGGAUAGGAAACAAGUCAUACUGUUGGAAGUGGGUGUGCUAGCUAGCAUCUGCCUCGUACCUGUGGAAACUCAAUAGCCAUUGCAAGAGUAUUUUUGUUCCUCAAUAAGAGAAAUAAAGAAAUUUGCAGCCCUUUGUUUUUAGAAGGGAGUGUUUUA
This is a messenger RNA of Phacochoerus africanus (Common warthog), 3144 nucleotides long. It is a transcript of the gene OTUD7A, whose product is annotated as OTU deubiquitinase 7A. The record is from RefSeq and is a predicted model, not a curated record. Lineage: Eukaryota; Metazoa; Chordata; Mammalia; Artiodactyla; Suidae. Gene Ontology annotation, molecular function: zinc ion binding; cysteine-type deubiquitinase activity; K63-linked polyubiquitin modification-dependent protein binding. Gene Ontology annotation, cellular component: cytoplasm; nucleus. The transcript has 11 exons. Bases 1 to 2817 code for a protein of 938 amino acids. Gene Ontology annotation, biological process: protein deubiquitination involved in ubiquitin-dependent protein catabolic process; protein K63-linked deubiquitination; protein K48-linked deubiquitination.